AUGACAGACACGACCAAAUUAGGGAAAAUAUUCAUUGGCGGACUGUCAUACGAGACAACGGACGAAAAGCUUCGGUCGUACUUUGGAGCUUAUGGCACAGUGACGGAUGCUGUAGUGAUGAAGGAUCCGAUUUCUAGACGAUCACGAGGCUUUGGCUUUAUUACGUAUACAGACCCUUUGUGUGUUGAUAGGGCAUUGACACAGUCUAACCACGUUCUAGACGGCCGUAGAGUUGAAGCUAAGCGUGCCGUUCCACGAGCAGAGAGUAUGCGCGAAACCGGGAUUUCUUUGUCGUACAGUCGUGGUAGCGCUCCCAAUUCAGUAUCAAGCAUUUGUACGGACAAUGCUGUUGGCGCCACGAAAAAAAUAUUCGUGGGUGGCCUACAUUAUGAAACAAAAGAUGCGGACUUUAAAAAGUAUUUUAUGCAGUAUGGCAAAGUGGUGUCGGCUGAAGUGAUGUUCAAUCGUGAGACAAACAAGUCGCGUGGAUUUGGUUUUGUCAUUUUUGAAAGCGAGGCCAGUGUUGAGCUGGUGUUGCAGGACAAGAAUCACGUGAUCGAUGGUAAGUCCGUCGAGGUUAAGCGCGCUGUCCCGCGUACGGACGUUCCUCCUCCGCGAUCAGUCUCGUCCCGUGGAGACUCUUUUAGUGGUCCGUCAGGACCUGGCUCUGUGGGAAGUAUGGACGACAUAAACUCUGCGACAACGCCGCCAGUGUCGCUUUCUGGUAGUGUACCGUCCGCUAGUGGCCUCACCGCUGCUAUGGGAUCAGAGAAAGUAAGCCGGACUUCGGCUCCGGCUAAUCUUAUGCCUAAUGGCAUGCUCGGGGGCUACGCUGCCGCUGUUCGUUAUGGUGGUCGAGGAGUACCAAAGACCUCCAGCUCCAAUGGCAUGCUUUCGUCAUGCUCACAGACAUCUCCCCGACUACUGUCCGGCGACACCAGGAGCAUCAGCAAUGGCAUCAACCUUGGAACACCCACGAUCGGUGGUGUUGCAGAUGCGUUGUGCAGUCUCGUGCUUGGUGAUGGAGUCUCGUCCCGCAGUGGUGGUUUUAUUGCUGCUUCUCCGCCAUUGUCAGCAUGCUCGUCGUCGCGUGGAUCGUCGGACUACCCAGUUGACUCGGCUUCGGUGUCAGGUACAAACGGACACUUGUCGCCAUUGGACGUUGCUCUUCGCCGUCUUGACAGCGACCCAGUAAUUGAGCAGUGGAAGUUGUCUCCUAGCUCAGGCCCGCAACGCGCCUCGGACGCCCCUCUUACCUUGCAUUCUGAGCCGAGUUACCUUCCACAUGGACUAACGAACGAUAGCACGGAAUCGGUUUCAAACUUAUCGUGGCAAGCGGCAUCUUGGCAGCAGCAAUCGUGGGGCUCUCCGCCGUUGCCGCGGGGUCAACAACAACAGCAGCAACCCUCAUUGCCUCCUGCUCCAGCACCAUUAUUUUCGAUGUUUUCAAAUCAGCUUAGCAGUGGUCCUCCUCUUCAUGGUUCGAGCGCGUGGCACGCUAAUGCAGACAGGGGAUACGUAAACAACGAAGCUACUGUCAACCCCGACGGCGACGGUUUCGGUAACGGGAUGAUGGGUAUGGGCCUGUCUAUCGACGGUGGGUUUGGUGGUAAUGGCGUUGGUCAUGGUACAUUCGGAAUGCAUGCAGAGAACGGUAACAGUACACCCUACCGAUCGUUGGGUGGAUUUUUGCAGCAAGAUUAUCGUCCCUCCGAUCAGCAGCAACAACGUGAGACUAUGGUCGCUGAAAACUCAGCGUCGUAUGGACGGAUGAUGAGCCGCGAGGUACCGCCUGAUGCAGACGAAUUGCGCAAGGAUGCAUUAUCUUUGGUGUACGAUUUGCCGCCUUCUGCAACAGAGUUUCACCAGCAGUUCAGAUAG
Messenger RNA from Peronospora farinosa, 1881 nucleotides. The record is from the annotation of a GenBank genome assembly. NCBI's taxonomy places the organism in Eukaryota, Oomycota, Peronosporomycetes, Peronosporales, Peronosporaceae.